AUGGCCAGGACGCCGGCAUUCGCUGCUGCAGUCGCAGGCAUGCACCAUCAAGCACAUGGCCGUGCAUUCGGCUCGACCCCGCAAUUGGUGAAAUCAGUAGAGGUGCCUGGCGAUGUCCAUGCGCAACAUGAGCGGCCAUCCAGUCCGCACUCGGACACAGGCGACGCUCACGACACGAACGGCGCUGCAUAUCGACCUCAAAGCCAGGACGGAGUCGAAGACGGACCACCACCGACGGUCAAAAUAAUGCCUCGCAGUAUGACUAUCGAGCUCCCGAACGAGCCCAUCGACGUAAUGUACGACCACAAGCUCUCCGUGGAGGACCAUUCGCCCAAGCCGUGCAUCGUCCCAGGCAACGCUCUUCACCUCAUCGAUGACGACCCCUCGCCCCGCUCACAAACUCCCUCCUCCGUGAUCAUCGUCUCGAACGACCUUGUGGACUCGCUGCCGCACCAGGAUCCGAGUAAAGACACCGAACGCAGCUCGUCUGAACCGCCCCCGCCGGCCCGCCCCACACCUCGCGUACGAUUUCGUUCGCGGGUGCGCAUCACCUCGGGCGUGCACCGACACCGGAAGAGCGUGAGCGACCAGCCGCCGCGCUCCACCGCGUCCUCGUCAGGAUCGGGCUCGCCGUCCUCCUCCAUCUCCGCUCCUAUACGAUACCACGCAGACGAGAACGCAACGUGGGGCCCAAUUGGGCGUCGCCUGAGUGCACUGGCGAACGUCAAGAGGCCACCAGCGUCCCCGACACUGAAUGGGACGGGUGCAGGAGGUGCACCGAGACCGGGUGGCAAUGGGCAUGCAGAUGAGAGGACGUCUCUCGUGAGGUCGGGCAGACACCCAGCUUACGUCGACCCAUACGACGGGAGUUCGCGGCUCAGAGAAGAUGAAGAGUAUGAGGAAGAGCUACUGCGCGCUGAAACGCUCAGGAGGCAGGAAGAGGCAGUGUUCGGCGCAUGGCCUCAAAGACUGUUCAAUCGAUAUGUGAGGAAUUCGCCGAAAUCUAUGCGUGCCGUCGACUGUCUGACAUUUGUCUGCAGUGGUGGUGGUGGCAUCUCGAGCCGAUCGUCUGCUGUACAUACUGCUCUGAAGAAUCGGACUAUGACGAAUGACCCGACCUGAACGUUCGGUCCGUCACAUAUACCUCGCAAGUUCCCACUUAU
This is a messenger RNA of Laetiporus sulphureus 93-53, 1163 nucleotides long. RefSeq lists its product as uncharacterized. The record is from RefSeq and is a predicted model, not a curated record. The coding region runs from base 1 to 1122 and encodes 373 amino acids. Lineage: Eukaryota; Fungi; Basidiomycota; Agaricomycetes; Polyporales; Laetiporaceae. The transcript is spliced from 2 exons.